Penicillium pulvis is the source of this 1725-nucleotide messenger RNA. RefSeq names its product SDR family oxidoreductase/polysaccharide deacetylase family protein. Gene Ontology annotation, biological process: carbohydrate metabolic process. The transcript is spliced from 4 exons. Gene Ontology annotation, molecular function: hydrolase activity, acting on carbon-nitrogen (but not peptide) bonds. Lineage: Eukaryota; Fungi; Ascomycota; Eurotiomycetes; Eurotiales; Aspergillaceae. The record is from RefSeq and is a predicted model, not a curated record. The coding region runs from base 1 to 1725 and encodes 574 amino acids.
AUGUCCACGGAGUCGGUUUCCCAGCGGUCUUUCCUAGGCUUGGAAGGCCAGCAUGUUUUCAUUACCGGGGCUGCUAGCGCCAUUGGAUCCGAGGCGAUCCGAGAAUUUCUAGAUCACGGAUGCCGUGUCACAGCCUACGAUAACAGCCCAGUACAGCUUUCCGGCAUCGACGCAGAACGCUUCUCUCGGUUGCAGAUUUUGGACGGCGAUAUCACUAAAGAGUGCUCCAUCCAGUCUGGCUUUGCCAAGGCAGAGGAAAGAUUUGGACCUGCCACCAUUCUCAUUGUCAACUCCAAAGAUGAAGAGACGACACGCCAGCAACCCAUCUGGGAUCUCCCACUUGAGGACUGGGAAAAGAGCUACAAGUUGAACGUGCGCGGAUCUUUUCUUGCUAUUAAGCAUUUCUUGCGCCGGGUGCGUGAAAAUCAGCAGAUAGUAGGGAGUAAGCUGGCGAGCCCGUCUAUUGUUGUAAUGGAGACCGAGACACAUGCAGGCCUCGCUGCUGGAAAAGCUGGUCUUCACUAUGGUCUUCUUCAAACGGUGCGGAAUGAGAUCCUGCACCUCAACCCCGAGGGCCGUAUCAAUGCUAUUGCUCCUGGUAAGGAUAUCAAUGCAAGCGACGAGACCGCUGGCCCUUGUGCUGUAGCCCCAAUGAUGGCCUUCCUAGCUUCAAAGCGUGCUUCUGGUCACAUAUCCGGGCAAUGCAUUCAAGUUGAGGGGAAGCAGCCUUCUGGGAAUACGCAAGUUCCCAAGCUUGAUGCAAACCGAACCCAGAUCCAGUCCAUUCCUCGUGGACUUGGAAAGCCAAAGCGCAACAAGAUCCGUGUCGCCGUGUCAAUUGACCUUGACGCAGUGUCAGGAUGGCUUGGAACGAACGCACACUCCGAUAAUGGUCUUGCAGAUUACUCAGCGGGAUUUUUCGCUGCCCAUGUCGGAGUCCCCCGAUUACUGCGUAUGCUGAAAAAGCUAAACAUAGCCGAUCGCUGCACCUGGUUUGUUCCAGGCCACUCAGCCGAAAGCUUCCCAGCAGAAGUCAAGCAGGUCGUUGACUCGGGCUGCGAGAUCGGUUUGCACGGCUACGCGCAUGAGGGAGCGUACCAGCUCACCCCAGAGCAGGAACGCGAUGUCCUCAUGCGGUGCAUGGAUAUCGCGCAAACCUUAACGGGCAAGAAGCCAGUCGGCUAUCGAGCACCACUAUACCAGCUCCGCGAAUCAACCCUCGAUCUUCUCGAGGAGUUCGGAUUCGAGUAUGAUGCCUCUCUAACCGAUAACGACUGCCACCCCUUCUUCGCUCCCAGACGCCCCCCUAUCAAACCAAUCGAUUUCUCCAAGCCAGCUUCCAGCUGGAUGCACCCCGUCCAGGAACCCGUAUCUCCGCCCGAUAGACGUCCCCUCGUUUGCGUGCCAUGUAACUACUACAUGGAGGAUAUGACACCAAUGCAGUUCCUGCCACACACCGCGAAUUCCCAGGGAUAUGUCGAUGUGCGGGUUAUUGAACACAUGUGGCGCGAUCGGUUCUUGUGGAUUCGUGAUAAUGAGGAGGAGCCUGUUUUCCCUGUUUUGAUGCAUCCGGAUACGAGCGGUAUGGCUCAUAUUAUUGGGAUGUUAGAGCGGAUGUUGAGGUGGUUGAAGGAGUGGGAAUGUGAAGGUGAGGUAGAAUUUUUACAAACAGGGGAGAUUGCAAGGUGGUGGAAGGAGAAACAAUUAGGCAGUGGCACUCAGUGA